Messenger RNA from Aspergillus niger, 3543 nucleotides. RefSeq lists its product as uncharacterized. Gene Ontology annotation, biological process: endonucleolytic cleavage of tricistronic rRNA transcript (SSU-rRNA, 5.8S rRNA, LSU-rRNA); ribosome biogenesis; maturation of SSU-rRNA from tricistronic rRNA transcript (SSU-rRNA, 5.8S rRNA, LSU-rRNA). The transcript is spliced from 4 exons. The coding region runs from base 1 to 3543 and encodes 1180 amino acids. Gene Ontology annotation, molecular function: U3 snoRNA binding; GTPase activity; GTP binding. The record is from RefSeq and is a predicted model, not a curated record. Lineage: Eukaryota; Fungi; Ascomycota; Eurotiomycetes; Eurotiales; Aspergillaceae. Gene Ontology annotation, cellular component: 90S preribosome; nucleus.
AUGGAGGAGCAAUCCAACAGGGCGCAUCGCCCUGCUAAAGAGAAAAAGAAGUACGACGGCCCGAAUCCGAAGGCUUUCGCGUUCUCGAAUCCUGGCAAAUCGAACAAAGCCGGUGCGAGAUCUCACGAUAUCAAAGAGAAGAGACUCCAUGUGCCUCUUGUUGAUCGCCUUCCUGAGGAGGCUCCGCCGCUCGUGGUGGCCAUUGUUGGCCCACCGGGGGUUGGGAAAACGACACUUAUCAAGUCCUUGAUCCGUCGAUACACAAAACAGACCCUCAGUACCCCUAAGGGACCGUUGACUGUUGUGACCUCCAAACGGCGCCGCCUUACCUUCCUCGAAUGCCCCUCCGACUCCCUCGCCAGCAUGGUCGAUGUGGCCAAGAUCGCGGAUAUUGUGCUUCUGAUGAUCGACGGAAAUUAUGGCUUCGAGAUGGAGACUAUGGAAUUCUUGAACGUCCUGGGCUCUCACGGUAUGCCCGGAAAUGUUUUCGGUAUCCUGACCCACUUGGACCUUUUCAAGAAGCAGAGCACCCUGCGUGCUGCCAAGAAACGCCUGAAGCACCGCUUCUGGAGCGAGCUGUACAAUGGUGCCAAGCUUUUCUACCUUUCCGGAGUUGUCAAUGGCCGUUACCCCGACCGUGAAGUGCACAAUUUGUCCCGCUUCUUGUCUGUCAUGAAGAACCCGAGACCGCUCAUUUGGCGCAACUCCCACCCUUACGCCCUCGCAGAUCGAUUCCUCGACAUCACGCCACCUACUCAAAUCGAAGAGAACCCGAAAUGUGAUCGGACAAUAGCGCUUUAUGGAUACCUAAGAGGCACCAAUUUCCCUGCUUCUGGUGCGCGAGUGCAUGUCCCAGGUGUGGGUGACUUGACUGUCUCUGGUAUCGAGUCUCUCCCGGAUCCAUGCCCAACACCCUACAUGGAUCAGCAGUUGGCCAAAGCCACCGGCAAAAAUAGCAAGCGCAGGCUGGGAGAGAAGCAGAAGUUGCUUUUUGCCCCCAUGUCCGACGUUGGUGGUGUCUUAGUCGAUAAGGAUGCUGUUUAUAUCGAUGUGAAGACCUCGAACUUUGAUCGCGGCGAUGAAUCCGACGAUGAGGAGCGUGGCUUGGGAGAGCAGUUGGUCGUUGGUCUUCAAGGAGAGCGCAAGCUUCUGGGAGAGGCAGACAGUGGUGUCCGUUUGUUCCGUGGCGGUGGUGCCAUUGGAAAAGCAGAUGACGAGGAUGAAGCUGUUGGCAGAAAGCACAAGAGGAACGUUCGAUUCUUGGAUGGCGAACAGGACAAUCAUGAUGCGGCGGACGAUGAUGAAGGCUUUGAAAGCGAUGAGGGUGAAGAGGAUGAGGAGGACGAGGAGGACAUGGAGCACGAUGAGGAAGAGGACCUGAGCGGCGAUGAGGAAGAGGUUGACGCUUCCGCGCCGCCAGAUUUCGAGGCCAAUUUCAAGGAAAGGCAAAACGGCAAUUCUCGCCAGAAAGAGGACGACAUCGCUUUUGCCGACAGUGACUCCGACCUUGGUUCCAUCUCGUCAGUAGAGGACCAGGUCCUCGAUAGCGACGAGGACGAGGAAGACGAGGAAGACGACGGUGAAGUCCGUUGGAAGGACAAUAUGCUUGCCAAUGCCAAGGCCCUCCAUUCAAAGCGCCCUAAGUACCGUGUCCCUGACUUGUCGCGCAUGCUUUACGAUGAAACCAUCACACCUGCAGAUGUGAUACGCCGAUGGAGUGGCAAGGAGGAGGGGGACGAAGACGACGAUGAAGAACCUGAAGAGGACGACGAUGCCUUUUUCAGGAAGACAAACGUGGAGGAGGAAGAAGCUGCGGAGUACCGUGCUGUUCCUGAGUACGACUACGCCAAGCUGGAAGCCAAAUGGCAAGAUGCAGAUAUGAUUGAAUCUUUGCGGCAACGCUUCGUCAGCGCCAAACUGUCUGGCGGCGACGAUGAUGAUUCGGAUGUUGAUGAUGCCUUUGAUGAGGAUGACGAGGGUGACGGAGAGUUUGAAGAUUUGGAGACCGGCGAAGCUUUCGACGGGUUUUCUGACGAAGAAGGCGCCGAGGACGAUGAAGCUGCAGAUGCCGAAGGUCCCGUCGACUUGGAUGCGGAGCGAGAACGUAAUGCGAAGAAGAAGGAAGAAUUGAGACUGCGCUUUGAGGAAGAAGACCGGGAAGGAUUCGCUAACUCCAAGGACAACUCCCGGCAGGCCGGUGGUGGUGGAGAAGAGGAAUUCGGAGAGGACGAGUGGUAUGAUAUGCAGAAGGCCAAGCUCCAGAAGCAGAUCGACAUCAACCGUGCUGAAUUCGAUAUGCUUGACCCGGCCUCGAGGGCUCGGGCCGAAGGUUUCAAGGCUGGUACUUAUGCACGUAUUGUGCUCGAGAACGUUCCUUGCGAGUUCGCAACCAAGUUCAACCCCCGCUUCCCCGUGAUUGUGGGUGGACUGGCCCCAACUGAAGACAGAUUCGGUUAUGUGCAGAUCCGCAUCAAGAGGCAUCGUUGGCAUAAGAAGAUCUUGAAGAGCAACGACCCUCUCAUCUUCUCUCUCGGUUGGCGCCGCUUCCAGUCUCUGCCGAUAUACAGCACUUCAGACAGUCGGACCCGUAACCGCAUGCUCAAGUACACUCCCGAACACAUGCACUGCUUUGGUACCUUCUAUGGACCUCUCGUCGCACCUAACACCGGUUUCUGCUGCCUGCAAUCAUUCUCAAACAAGACCCCGGGAUUCCGCAUCGCCGCUACAGGUGUCGUACUGAGCGUCGACGAGCAUACGGAGAUCGUCAAGAAGCUCAAGCUGACCGGUGUACCCUACAAGAUCUUCAAGAACACUGCCUUCAUCAAGGACAUGUUCAACUCGUCUAUCGAGAUCGCCAAGUUCGAAGGGGCUUCCAUCCGGACUGUAUCUGGUAUCCGUGGUCAAAUCAAGCGUGCUCUCAGCAAGCCCGAGGGUUACUUCCGUGCUACCUUCGAGGACAAGAUUCUCAUGAGUGAUAUUGUCUUCCUUCGCGCCUGGUAUCCGAUCAAGCCUCAUCGCUUCUACAACCCUGUCACCAACUUGCUGGAUCUGGACGAGGAAAGCGUCGGUGACAACGGCUGGAAGGCAAUGCGUCUCACUGGUGAAGUCCGUCGUGAAAAGGGAAUCCCUACCCCCAUGAACAAGGACUCGGCUUACCACGCCAUUGAGCGCCCCGAGCGUCACUUCAACCCUCUUCGGGUGCCACGCCAGCUGGCGGCUGACCUUCCCUUCAAGUCUCAAAUUACGAAGACGAAGGGCCGGAAGGACAAGACCUACAUGCAGAAGCGUGCUGUGGUCCUGGGCGGUGAAGAGAAGAAGGCACGGGAUCUCAUGCAGAAGCUUAAUACCAUGCGCAAUGAGAAGCAGGCCAAGCGCGCGGCCAAGCAAGAGGAGCGGCGCCAGGUGUAUCGGGCGAAGGUUGCGGAGGGUCUGGAAAAGAAGGCCGAGCGGGAGAAGAGAGAACGGGAUGAAUACUGGCGCCGAGAAGGUAAGAAGCGCAAGAACCAAGACAGUGAAGGUGGCGGGGGUAAGAAGCGCAAGUAA